AAUGUCAGUGCUUGUUUGUGCGCAAAGAACGUGGGGUGACUGUUAAAUAUAAUUGUUAAUUAAAUCAAAUAUUAUUAAGUUGAAAUUGGAUUCAAGAUGAGGAAUUUAAUCCUCAUAGCCGCAGUAACAACAUUAGCGGCUGCGAGACCGGAAUUGUAUAAAGAAAAAGAAGAUUUUCAGUAUUCUAGGAGUUCUUCUGAUGAAGGUACAAAAUCCGGAUAUUAUGACGCUCAGAGAGGGAAUAUGGGUGGAAAUUACGAACGUGCUCAUAACAUGGAUAACCUAGCACAACACCAGAUGAGUGGGCUUGUUCGACAAGUAGAAGGGGAGCUUGGAGACGGAUCGAAGACAAGGACUGGAAGUGUUUAUUCUGCUGCAAAUAGUAGAGGCAUUUAUGGAUCUGGAACUUAUGAUAUCGGAAAUCUACAGGGUCGUAACUUUGAAGAAAAUGGAGCUUAUGGCGAACAGCAAUCACACAGUUCACUAUCUAAUUCUGCGUAUAGGCAACGAUUAUCUUCCAACUCACAUAGGCAUAGUAAUAGCUAUAGCAGACAUGACAGUUCCCAACAAUCAGAACAAGAUAUUGAAAGCAGUCGUAUGCAAAAUUCUCAUAAUACUUAUGAACGGAGUGAAUCCGAUAGAUAUGGUCAUUCAUCUGGUUAUAGAAAUAAUGGAAAUGCAAACAAAGUAUAUGAACAAGGAAAUUCCGCCGCAUACGGUCAAUCAUCCAAUUACAGAACAAGUCACAUUGAAAAUGCAAAUGCUGCACACGAGCAACAAGAAUCCGAUGCAUACGGGCAAUCAUCCGAUUACAGAUAUUAUCCACAAAAUAGAUUAAUAAAUACAACGCCCAUGAGAAUAAUGAUCAGACCUGGAACUAAAGUAAUCUUACCAGUUGCAUCAGAAACUUAUGACGGUAGUCAUACUGCAUCUUCUUAUGAUGAUAGUAAGACUAGAAGCGAAGCUGAAGAAUUGGCAAGUGGAAGCCAACAAAAAAGUCAUCGUUAUCCCAACAAUAACAAACAUUACGAAUCAUCAUAUAGUUAUCACAAGCAGUGGGAAAAACACAGCAAUCCUGAACCAACACAUUUUCCUACUGAAAGCCCUUAUUCAAAAUCAAGUGAAAUUUCUGAUGCUUCAAAAGGAUCUCAGAAAAGUAAUUACCAAUAUCGUGCAAGUGAUACAGAUUCUCGAGAUUCUAGCAGAUAUGCUUCAAAUGUGCAAUCAGCUAAAUCUAGUGAGUCAAGGCAUGAUUCUGACUACAACUCUCAAUAUCAUCAAAGCGCAUCAUCUAAUACUAAAUCAAAUGCAUACACUCAUAGUGGAUCGAAUCAUCUUGUUGAUGAUGCGGAACUUCUAAAAAAUAUUCAUACAAACUCAAGACCGAAGAGUUAUCAGUCUUCUUACUCAUAUCACAAAUCGUGGGAAAGACAGGGUGAUCCGUAUGUGAUACCUGUGCCUAAUAGUGGAACCGAUGGCCAAAUAUCCGAAAGACUUAGUGCUAUAUCUAGCCCUCGGGAAAGCCAUUCAUCACAUCAAUAUGGUUCUCAUCACAAAGAAGCUCAUCAAAGUUAUACUAGUGGUACGGCAUUGGAUUGCAACUGUGAGGAGGAUGAACAUAGUCGAGUAGCUCGAUCUUACAAUUCAAAUCCAGAACAAUUUUACUCAUAUCAGCAACAUAGAAAUGUCAAUGAUGAUCAAGAACAAGACUAUCAAAGCCAGCGGAAUAAUUUAGAAAAUCUUGGACAACAGGCACAGCGGAACAUUUGGGACCAAACAGAUAAUUUCGGACAACAAUCUCAAAAUGGAUGGAAUCAACUAGAAGAUCUCCGACAACAGUCUCAUAAUAAAUUUGAUAAAACAGAAGAUCUUGGUCAACAAGCUCAAAAUAGAUGGGAUAACAUAGAAGAUCUAGGCCAACAAACUCAAAACAGAUGGGAUAAAAUAGAAAACCUAGGCCAACAAGCUCAAAACAGAUGGGACAAAUUAGAAGAUCUUGGACAGCAAACUGAAAACAAAUGGGGCAAAAUAGAAGAUCUUGGACAGCAAACUGAAAAUAAAUGGGGUAAAAUAAAUGAUCAAGAACAACAACAAGCAUACCAACAUCAUAAUUUCGAACAAUUAGAACAACAUCAUCAAAGAAAUAUUGAUCAACCACAAGAGAUAUGGGAUAAACUGGAAAACAUUGGUGUACAUAAAGACAAAAAUAUUGAUAAUUUUGGGCAACUAAUUGAAAAUCAGCACAGUAUAGAAAUUCAUAAUAAUACUUCAGCAGAUAAUCCAAAAAAUACAUACGAACAAUUUCCAACAUAUUUUUCAGAAUCAAUUCCGCAAAACUUUAACCACUCUCCUCAAUUGAUGGAAAAUCACAAAAGUAAUGAAUAUCAGCCACAUACAAGUAUAUGGGAUAAGUUAGAUAGUUUUGAAAAAAAACAUAACGGGGAUAAAAUAGAAGAAACAUCAGUAAGUAACACCGAAAGAAAUACAGAAAAUUUUAAACAAAGUACAAGUAUUAAACCUAUUUGGGAAUUACUUCAGGAUAACUUAAGUAAUAUUUCAAGGGAUGCAGUCUUGGAUAAUAAAAGUAAUAAAAACGGAACAAACGCUUUUAGUUCAACCCAAGAUACAUUGCAAAUAAUAAAUGUUUUGAAUAAAUCCGAUACUUUUACACACAAUAUAAGACCAAAGAAUCAAAAGACACAAUUUAUAAUUACAAGCUCUACUACCAUGAAAACAAACCAAUAUCUUCUUGCAACACAAGCUAACGAUUCAGGACGUGGGGAUAUAGGAUCAGAAGAAUUAAUUGAUGCAGAAAUGACAACAACUGAAAAUAUAGAUGUUAUAAAUGAGACUCCAGAAUAUCCCGAAGAAAUUGAGAGUGUAACUACAGAAAAUAAUUCAAUAACUCAAAACACUUAUGAUGAAGCAUUAAAAUCAGAUAGAAAUUUAGACUAUCAAUUAAAUAGCAUAGAACUAAAACAAGAACUCGAACAAAAGGAACAUUUACAUACUAAUGAGAAUUUUAAUAACAAAUAUAAUGAACGACCUGAUAUUGGAAAAGAAAACAUAAACUUGUCUGAUCAAAAUAUAACUCAAAACAUCCGCACAGAUCAGCAAAAUAAAAAUAAGACUGAACAAAACAGACAACAAACUAACUACUUUAUUGAAAAAGAAAACACAAAGGUGCAAAAUAAUGUACAGGAAUUUAAUUUGCAACAGGAUAGUAUAAAUUUCAAUCAAGGAAACAUAGAACAACAAUUUGACUUUGGGCAACAUAGUGACAAAUUUAAUGAACAAAAUCUUGAACAGUUUGAUAUUGGGCAACAAAACGACAAUUUUGAUCAACAAAACACGAAUCAAGAAUUUGACUUUGGACAUCAUAAGGAGAAAUUCAAGCAAGAAAAUAUUGAUCAGUUUGAUGUUGGGCAACAAAAUGAUAACUUUGAUCAACAAAACAUAGACCAACAAUUUGACUUAGGACUUGAUAGAUGGAAAUUUAAUCAACAAAAUAUUGCACAAUUUGAUGUUGGACAAAAAAACGAGAACUUUGAUCAACAAAACAUAGAACAGCAAUUUGACUUUGGACAAGACAGAGGGAAAUCUGAACAACAUAAUAUUGAACAUAUUGAUGUUGGGCAACAAAAUGAAAAGUUUGCUCAACGAAAUAUAGAACAACAAUUUGACUUUGGACAGCAUAGUGGAAAAUUUAAUGAUGUAAAUAAUGAACAGUUCGAUGUUGAUCAACAAAAUGUGGAGCAAAUGUCUGAUUUUGAACAGCAAAAUGAAGCCCAUAUGGCACAACAAUUUGAUUUUGAAAAAGAAUACCUUAACCAGAGAAAUGGACACAAUUUACUACAAAACAACAUAUCCAAUCAACAAAAGAAAACUAUGUUUGAAUUUGAUCAGCAAAGUGAGCAAAACAUAGCACAACAAUUUGAAUCUGGAAAACACAUUGAGAAUCCACAAAAUUUAGAACAAACUAAUAUUGUACAACAAAGUGAGAAUUUAGAACCAAUAAUUACAUACACAGUAAACAAUAACCAUCAUUUGAAUCUACAAGGAAGAAACUCUGAUUAUAUAUAUAGUCAGCCCAUGAUUCAAGAAAAUUCAAGACAACAUGAAACACAGAUAGCUGAUAUUUAUAACCCUAAAUAUUACUCAUUGGAGACAUUAAAUAAUAAAGACAUAGAAAAACCAGCAUAUGUCGAAAACAUAACAAAUGUGAUGUCAUCUACUGUAGCUCCAACUACAGAGAAGACAGGAUUUUGGGCUUCAGUAGGCAGUAAAUUUACUAGAGCAAAAGAAAAAAUUGGAUCCUGGUUCAAAAGAAGUUAAUUAACUCUACAAUAUAUACUAAGUUUACAACACAUUAUUAGAUUUUUCAUUAUUUUAUUGUAAAAGUAGAAAAGACUUUUAUUGAUCUAUACAAAUUAUACAAUUAAUUAAAACUACACAUUUCAGUGGUAUGUAAACUGCACAAACAUAUAUUAAUACAAUAAAGUACUUACAUCAGAUAAUGUUAAGUAGUAUUUAAUGAAUGCUUGUUGUUGGAUUGAAUCUGAAAGUAGAAAUAAGAUAUUGCAAUUAUACUAAUUAUGUGACAAAAGUUAUAAUAAAUGAUAAAUGACAUUGUCCUAGUCAUAUUCUUGAAUAUUUGUAAAUUGCAUGAAAUAAAAAGGUGUUAUUAAAAAGUGAACAAUAAAAUAUAUUUUUUUAAAUAAAUGGAACAUG
Achroia grisella is the source of this 4731-nucleotide messenger RNA. RefSeq lists its product as uncharacterized. The coding region runs from base 97 to 4335 and encodes 1412 amino acids. The record is from RefSeq and is a predicted model, not a curated record. The transcript has 3 exons. Lineage: Eukaryota; Metazoa; Arthropoda; Insecta; Lepidoptera; Pyralidae.